AUGCCAUUCCAGCCACCUACUCGACCCCACUCGGCCAAUCCACUUGCCGCCCUGCCUGCCGCCCCCACCUUCUCCCGCGCCGCCUCCCCGACGCGCGAGACGGACUGGGAGGAUGCAUGGGACUCUUCCUCGGAUAAGGAGGAUCAUGACGAGCCGGGUACCGGCAAUGGCGCCCCCUCCAGGCGGAGGACCGGGGAUGAUCGGAUCAGCUCGUCCACUUCGUCAGGAGUCGCGGCGAGUACGAGCUGGAGUAGCGGUUUCCAGCACGUUGAGCCGCCAGACUCGUCCUCCCCGCCGGUGAUCGUCCGCCCGAUCUUGUCUUCGGCAAAGACUUGUACGGAGGGAGCAUCUCUCCCGGCGCCAGGUUUGGUCAUGGCGGCAAAAGCACCAGGGGCCAAGCUGCCCCCAGGAGGAGCAUGGGAGCUGGUCGACGGAGCGGAAGCGGAGCCGGUGGUUGCUAUCCCUGUGGAGAAGGUUGGGGCGGAAGCGGUCCGGGAGGAUGUUGAGGACGUUCUUCGAGCAGAUCCAUUACAAUUACUGUCCUCUCUGUCGAUAUCGGCUCCUCCCACCCCGACGAGCGUUUUGCCCCCUUCCAACUUCCCCUUCCUCGCACCUACAUCGGCAUCGGGCUCUUCGUCAUCCCGCCAGACUCUCAAUCCCGACCGGAACGGAUCUUCUACUCAAACUCUGAAGGCCCCACCGAGAAAAGAGUUGGACCGGAAGCGAAGCGUGAGGACUGAGCGGAGGAGAGAGAGGUUUGCGAAAGCCUUGAAAGGGAGAGCGGAGGACGGGGGCGGUGUUGAUCUGGCUGAGCUGAGAAGACUGGCCUGGUCCGGCACACCUAGUGAAGUCAGGCCGAUCGUUUGGCAGCUGUUAUUGAAUUAUCUUCCAUUACCUACUCAGCCUCGACUCACCACCCUGUCUCGAAAGCGGAAAGAGUACUCCCAGUUGGUGGACCAGUACUUCGCCCGAGGAAUAGCUGGUUUGGAUCAACAGAUUUGGCAUCAAAUAGAGAUCGACGUACCGCGAACUCGUCCAGGCGCGCCACUCUGGUCCUGUCUUACCGCCCAAAGAUCGCUCGAACGGAUCCUAUACGUCUGGGCAAUCCGUCAUCCCGCCAGCGGAUAUGUACAGGGCAUCAACGACCUCGUCUGCCCAUUCUUUCAGGUCUUUCUCAGCGCCUAUAUCGAUACCGACCCGGAGCUGUUUGACGUCACCCACCUACCACCUUCAGUCCUCUCUGCUAUCGAAGCGGAUACGUUCUGGUGUCUCUCCAAACUGCUCGAUGGGAUACAAGACAACUACAUCUCACAACAACCGGGUAUACAGCGGCUUGUCAAGCGGAUGAGCGAGCUUGUCAAGCGGAUAGAUGCCCCUCUUUCAGCCCACUUUGAGGAUCAAGGCGUCGAGUUCUUGCAAUUUGCCUUCAGAUGGAUGAACUGUCUCUUGAUGCGCGAAAUGAGCGUAAAAUGCACCAUCAGAAUGUGGGAUACAUACUUGGCAGAAGGGACGGACGCCUUCUCACAGUUUCACCUCUACGUCUGCUCCGCUUUGCUCGUGAAGUACUCGGAACGGCUGCGGGAGAUGGACUUCCAGGAGAUGAUCAUCUUCCUACAGCGCCUCCCGACCGAUCUGUGGACAGAUCACGACGUCGAGCUCCUCCUAUCGGAAGCAUACGUGCUGAAGACGGUUUGGCAGGGCGCCGAGAACCACUUUGCGAAUCUGGCGCAGUCGAACGGCGGGAACUUUGGGAUGCUGGGGAGAUGA
This is a messenger RNA of Dioszegia hungarica, 1767 nucleotides long. RefSeq names its product rab-GTPase-TBC domain-containing protein. The coding region runs from base 1 to 1767 and encodes 588 amino acids. The record is from RefSeq and is a predicted model, not a curated record. Gene Ontology annotation, biological process: activation of GTPase activity. NCBI's taxonomy places the organism in Eukaryota, Fungi, Basidiomycota, Tremellomycetes, Tremellales, Bulleribasidiaceae. The transcript has 11 exons. Gene Ontology annotation, cellular component: Golgi apparatus. Gene Ontology annotation, molecular function: GTPase activator activity.